This is a messenger RNA of Clonostachys solani, 2433 nucleotides long. NCBI's taxonomy places the organism in Eukaryota, Fungi, Ascomycota, Sordariomycetes, Hypocreales, Bionectriaceae. The record is from the annotation of a GenBank genome assembly.
AUGACGCUCCCUAGCUCCUGUAGGGGAUUGAGGGGGGUUCGCCCCGGGUUCCAGGCUAUACAAGGGAGGUUGCCUAUGCGCCAAUGUCAAAGGAGUCUCUUCACUGUUUUCGGCAAGCGUAAUAGCACGAGGCUCCGUCCCAGGCCGAGGAUACCUCUUGGAAUCGUCACCGGAGGGCUAUUUGUUUGGUUACUGUACCCAUCCGAGGAUUUCGCGCGGCUCUCCAGCCAUCCAGCAUCACGGAAAAGCGCCAAUCGACAGCAGCAGGAAUCUCAGGCUCGCGAGGAAGUCGAGGAAGAUGACGCCGCGAGCCCAUCCGCGUGGUCCGACUUUUCUCGCGGCUUCCGCUCCUUCUCAAACGCAGUAGACCUUCAGUGGACUGCACUCUCUGACUCGUUGGUUGACUACAUCCUGCCUGAAUGGUCGAAACUCGUACCAGGAUAUCUCCGGAAGCUUCAGCAGGAGCUCUCAAUUUCCCCAGGUUCUUUGGCCGAUGAGAUUUGGUCAGAGGCUCAUGAUCCCCUGGUCAAUCCAGAGAUCCGGUAUUCGGCUGAGGUUCGCGUUUCAUCCGACUUGUGCAAGGAGGAGAAGGAGUAUCUUUCUCGGCGCAAGAGGGUAAUUAGGGUAGCGCUCGCAAGGUAUUUAGGCCUACAAGAGAACGACAUCCAUCCGGAUGAUAUUCCCACUAUUGCCAUGUGUGGCUCGGGUGGAGGCCUCCGUGCUCUCAUUGCCGGUACAGGAUCGCUACUAGCCACCGAGGAAGAUGGUUUAUUUGAUUGCAUCACCUACACAGCCGGUGUAAGCGGCAGCUGCUGGCUCCAGACCCUCUAUCUAUCGUCCUUCACAAAGGGCCGGAUCAGUGCUCUUGUUGAUCAUCUCAAAGCAAGAGCCCCUAUUCAUAUCGCUUACCCGCCGGUAGCUUUCCAGUCUCUUGUCUCGUUGCCAACUAGCAAAUAUCUGUUGAGUGGUAUGGUUGAGAAACUCAAGGGCGAUACAAAUGCCACUUUUGGUCUUGUCGACGUUUACGGACUGCUCCUUGGGGCAAGAUACUUGGUUCCGAAAGGCGACCUUGGCGUAAGUGCAAGCGAUUUCAAGCUCUCCAGUCAAAGAGAGUACAUCAAGUAUGGCCAGAACCCUUUGCCCAUUUAUACUGCUGUCCGCCACGAGAUACCUGGGCUUCCAGCUGAGGCAGCCGGCUCUCUUCCAGCACGGGAAAAGGCAGCUCGAGAGUCAUGGUUCCAAUGGUUCGAAUUUACACCUUAUGAAUUUUUCUGUGAAGAGUUCAAUGCUGGAAUCCCGACCUGGGCCGUUGGCCGGAAAUUCAACAAUGGGAAGGACGUUCCGCCUGAGCACGGCUUCCACCUCCCUGAAAUCAGGAUGCCGCUGCUGAUGGGAAUAUUUGGCAGUGCGUUUUGUGCCACACUGAGCCACUAUUAUCGAGAAAUCAAGCCUCUUGUCAGAAGUAUGGCUGGUAUGGGUGCUGUCGAUGACCUGAUCUCCGGGAAGAGCGAGGAUCUGAGCAAGGUACACCCUAUAGACCCUGCUACGAUACACAACUUUGCCUACGGUAUGCAAGGGAAACUGCCCAAAUCAACACCAGCAAGCAUCUAUGAAAAUGAGUAUAUUCAGUUGAUGGAUGCCGGCAUGUCCAACAAUCUCCCGAUCUAUCCAUUGCUUCGCCCUGGACGAAAUGUGGACGUCCUGGUUACAUUCGAUGCGUCGGCUGACGUGAAAAUUGACAAUUGGCUCUCCGUAGCUGACGGAUAUGCUCGAAAGAGAGGAAUCAAAGGAUGGCCCGUGGGAUUGGGAUGGCCCAAACCUGGGGAGUCCGUCUCUCAAACAGUUCAAGAACUAGAAGAGGCGUCGGCAGACACGACUCAGGAAGCCAGCAAAAGACUGCAAGAAGCAAAGGUACAACAAAGCCAUCUGCGAGAGGAGGCCACCGGGGAGGGAAAUGGCUUUAAAACCACCAAAGACGCCACCAAAUUCGAUCCAGGAAACGAAGACGCCGGUGACCUGGGUUACUGCACAGUUUGGGUCGGCUCAACUGAGGAGCGGAAGUCCACUGACCCUCCUUCCAAAUCCAAAGUCGUAUCAGGAGAUGAUAAAUGGCAGCUCAUGCAUCCCAAAGCCGGAAUUGCCGUCAUUUACCUCCCGUUCCUUUCAAACGAUAAAGUACCAGACGUGUCCCCAGGCACCUCGGAUUUCCUCAGCACGUGGAAUUUCGUCUACACGCCGGAGCAGAUUGACGGCGUAGUACGCCUAGCACGUGCAAACUAUGAUGAGGGGAAGGAGCAGAUCCGCUCGACAAUCAGGGCUGUGUACGAACGAAAGAAGAAGCUUCGUGAAGAGGGCGAGAAGAGACGGAGAGAUGAGCGAUAUCACUCCAUAGCCCGACGUCGACUCCUAGGAGACGGCGAUCAGUUUAGCUAG